CUCGACGACGAAGUACAUACAAUCGGCUCACCACUAACACGCGCGCUCGACUUUCGAAGCAAAACGGCUGCGGCUCUUUGGCGCCCCGAACGGUGGAAAUGAACUGAAUCCCUCUUGCUGGGUCGCGCAACAGACCGCCGGUUUCGUCUGUCAUCGAACAACUGAGCUGCAGUCACGAUGAACGUGUGGGAGACGGAGGACGAGUCGACCGGGCCGGCGGUGCCUCCGCCGGUCCCCGCUGACCCUCCGUAUCGUGCGCUCUCGCGCACCGUCUCACGGAGUUCACGAAAAUCAGGGAGGUCUGUCACACCACCCGGAAAGAAGGGCAAAAGUCGUUCUCCGCCGCCAUUUCCUGGAGACAAGAGUGAGAGGGGGUCGAAAAGGUCUUCCAGAGACGUCAGCAUGGAUGAGAACAUCAGCAUCUUAGACCCGCGCCGUUUCACACCGACACUCCAUGCGAGCUUGGUCUCCGAGAUUCUGUCUCUGAGACGUGAUCAGGAGGAGAAGCUGAAGAUUAUUGAGAGCCUCGAGACGUCGCUACACACGGUACGAGAGGAGUCGGAAUCCCUGCAGGCGACGGUAUUGUCGACUGGGAAGGAAGCUCGAUCGCUAAAGCGGCAACUCUCAUUACUGGAAGGGGGUACAUCCUCGGCGAUUGGCGAACUGGCCCGGGAACGCGAUGAGGCGAUAGAGUCGGCUGCCGAGACGAAAAAGCGACUCGAAACAGCGCAAAAGAAGCUACGGAGCCAGGAGGAAGAUUCGGAACGGGUGCACCAGCAGUGGGCAAAAGAAAAGGACGACUGGGAGGAGGAGAAGCGCAAGUUUGAGCGGAGAAUCCAUGUCGCCGAAAGCAGGUUAAAGGCGGUGCUUGAUGAGGUUGCGGCAUUCCAGGCUGCCCAGGCCACUGCGCUGAACAUAGUUUCCAACGGUGCCGAAAGCGACGGGGAAGAAAGCGGCAAGGACGACGCGGCCAGUGUUAGGAGCAUGAGCAUCACGAACAGCAUCCGUUUCUCGGUCGCAAACAGCAUCCUCAAGGCGAACGGCAACUCACUAGCUGACGAGUUGGGACUCGAUGGCGACUAUGACGAUGAGAGCGACUGGGGCGGUCGGGAAAGCGUCCUGUCGAAGGGUCACUCGCGGAACUUCAGCCGGGACAGCUUUGCUUUCAGAACGCACCGGAGGCACCAGAGCAGCGAUAGCAUGGUGAGGCCGGGAAGCGUGCUUCGCGGGAAGCUGGCCUUUAACCCUGCUGCUCUUGAACGGCUCGAGGAUGGUAUCAUCAAGGAGGUUGAGGAGUCGGAGCCGCCAGCACCUAAUGCCAGCUAUGUGGACACGGGAAUCCAAUACUCACCGCCGCCAUCGCCAAAAGUCGGCCCCGUUCCGCCUUCGACCCCCGAACCUUCCCCAUUGGUGCAGAGAUACGAGAGGCCCUACGAUGUCGACAGCCCGCCGCGUACCGACCAAGAGAUCGAGGCGAACCAGCGGCGAAAACGGGUGCAUGUUGGACAGACGCUCGCCAUCAAGACGCCUGGCCUCCAUAGUCUGAUGGUGAACGGGUCGUCGCAGACCGCCGAGGAGCCGCUGAGUCCGCCGAAGACUCCUAAGACGCCGUUCCAGGAGAUGCCACCGACACCCAAACCAAAAACCCCCGACAUGGUUUCUGCAUCCACCCAGACCGAUGACCUGCCUCCUCCGCUCAGUCCGUCCUCGCUCGGACUCCCAAUGCCCAUUCCCAGUAUUAGCAUCAUCCCUUCAAGCCGUCCAAGCACGCCUCGCGAGCCGCGACUUCCACAGCUGACCAAGGAUUUCGGGUGCCAAGUGUCGCUGUUGAUCACGACUUCCAUGACGUCUUCCGCCAUGCAGACGGAAGAGAUUCGGGUUGACAAGCGGUUGGAUAAGCUGCCGCCGCACUUACAUCCCUCCGCCAUCACAUCCAGGCCCGCCUCGCCCGCUGUCGGCACAGCGGAUCUUGCCUCAGAGGAUACACGGCAGUUCACUCCUAUUCCUGGGAACCUGCCUCCGCGAAAUCCGCGACGACUGGACAGCAAACGAAGCUUGACGGAGAUACCCUCGUCGCCUCCAAGCCUUCCGUCUCCGAUUCUGGAGCAGAGAACCUACGAUGCCUACCCUGGGAACAAUGACAAUGGUCCGCUGUCGAGCCAGAAGGCUCCCAUGCGACGGCCGCCACGGAUCAGCAGCUUGUUCGCAGGGUUUGAUGGAAACAGUACCGACGAGGCCGAUGAGUUCAUGGAAGCUGAUUUCAGCGACUCUGAGUACCGCACUGCUCUCUCAGCGCCGAACCCAAGGAGUGCAUCGAGCCGUGCAGGAAAGCGCAACUCCGUAGGAACAGUAACUUCGUCGGAGAACACCCUAUCACCCAAGUACAGCGGGCGCGUUUUACCCCGGAAUGUCGAGACUCCCGAAAGCCUCGAUUCCGCUUACCCGAUGCGGGAGGUGCGGGAUACUGGCUUCGGCAGAAGGGGCUCGAGGCGCGGCGGGCGGUCUUUCAUGUUCGGUACGAAGUCGAGCGUCAUGCGCAGGGCUGCCAUGAUCCAGAGUGGCAUUGCAUCGCACCAGCGGGCUAGGAGCCCAAGUUUGACGGACCCGACGGAGCCUCCGUUCCCUAUCCCGACGCGGGCCAGUUCGAGGAAGCCACCGGUCAGCGUCAGUGCUCCAAGUGAAGGACGGACAAGCCCAAGCAGAGGCCCCGAAGCUUGGCCUAGGCGAGGCUCGAACCGCAGCCACUACCGCGCGAACAGUAUCCGCAAGGUGCGCUCCGCGGCUGCUUUCCCUCGGAAUCAGAGGUCUCGGCGGCGCGGUAGCCGCUCACCGCCGCCGGUCUCGCUGAGUACCGAAGCGCCCGAGAGUCCCAGGCUGCCCCCCUUGCCAAGAAACGAUACCACGACGCCUCGGCAUAGGGACGGAUACCGGUACAAGACCCACAGGUCUCAGCCGUCCACAACGACAGCGAACACGGUAGAUACAGGAGCUGGGUCGCAGGGGGCAUCGAAUCAACCUCCCACGGUCGUUGACUCCAUCGCGCAGACCAUGGUCGGCGAAUGGAUGUUCAAGUACGUGCGCAGGCGCAAGUCCUUUGGUGUUGCGGAUACCAAGGGCGCCGACGACAGCAGCAAUGAUCGUCACAAGAGAUGGGUUUGGGUCGCCCCCUAUGAGCGUGCAAUUCUCUGGAGCAGUAAGCAGCCGGCUUCAGGCAGCGCGCUGCUGGGCAAGUCUGGCCGGAAGUUGUUGAUCCAAUCGGUGCUCGAUGUCAAGGACGACAAUCCGCCUCCAAAGGGCGUGGCCCAGGUGUUCAACAGGUCUAUCCUGAUCCUUACGCCGCAGCGGGCGCUGAAAUUCACAGCCACAAACGCCGAACGCCAUUACGUUUGGUUGACAUCGCUGUCGUUCCUGGCUCACUCCAACCAAGCCAUACCCGACACACUGGCGGUGCCGCAGCCGAAGCCGUUGGUCGAGCAGUAUGAAGCGCCGAAACCUAAGCGAAGGCAGAUCCGCGACUCAAUCCGUCUCACCAAGGCGAAGACGGCUGUGAUCAAGUCUGAUCCGGCGGAACCACCCCAGAUCGACAGCGCUCCUCCCAAUAUCCCUACCUUCAGGCCUCCGGUGCCGGAGAUCUACCAUCUCCCGGCACACACAAGGGACAUGUCCAGGGACGCGGCCGAGCCGCCGAGCAUUCCGCGGUUCUCUGACCGAGCGAACCAGAUGCCGGUCCACGGGCGCAAGCGAAGUAACACCGGCGGCCACGUGCCGCCACCCCUUUCCUUCCGCGGAUUCUCCGGCCCUGCCGGGAGCGGUUCGUAUCAUGCCUCAACAAACAGCACGGCGGGCAACAGUGUCAUCACUGCUGGCUCCUCGGAUAUCUACAGCAACACGGGCGCUAGCGCCGUCACGGGAGCGAGCGGCAUGAGCUGGGCGACCGGGAGCGUGAGUCGGACGUCGGAGGCCUCGAGCCGGCCGAGCGUCCCCGUCACGAACAACUUCUUCGACGCCAUUGGGACGGUGCGCAUGGAGGCCUUCAUCAGCCCCCAUUCGUUCAGCCAGCCCGAGACGCCGUACGAGCACGAAGACUUCCGGUAUGUGGCACGACGGCGAAGCAAGGAGCUCCGGCGCAGGGCCAGCCGGAGCCGGCAACGCGACAGCUACCAGAGCCGAGGCACCCGGGGCACGGGAGGCACAGACGACCUGGACGAGUGGUAUCUGAGAGACGACCCCUUCAGAGGAUUCUAAAACUUACUUUCUCUUUUCGAUUUUCUUUUUCUCACAUCUAACAUCUGUGGCCCAAGCCGCGUUCCACGUCAUGACUGACGCGCAUCUCUAUUAUCUAUAACUUCUAUUUCCUAAUUCAAAACAAAGAGCCUGCCGCUCCUGGUCAUUGUUUACGACCGGCAUAUGUCGUCUCCCUUUCCCCUUUGUGACCUGGAUGGAUUCAUUCUCCACCUGCAGAGUGUAGGCUUUUCGCUUUCUACCUCACUGGGUAUAUAUAUAUUUCUCGGUUGGAGGGGAAACUACUAGUAGGUACAGGUUCUCUCUUUUUUCUUUUUUUUUGGGAGGGUGCGGUAUCGCUUUGCUGUUAUGCCACCCGUUUUGACAUGAUACCAAUAUUUUUUUGGGCUUUCUGAAGCUGGCUGAAGAUUUGCGUCUAGCUUCAUGUCUGUAUAUUUAUUCUCUUGCUGUUUUCUUAGAUGCUCUCAUCAGGAGCGCUACAACACCG
Messenger RNA from Chaetomium strumarium, 4729 nucleotides. RefSeq lists its product as uncharacterized. Gene Ontology annotation, biological process: microtubule cytoskeleton organization; maintenance of protein location in cell cortex. NCBI's taxonomy places the organism in Eukaryota, Fungi, Ascomycota, Sordariomycetes, Sordariales, Chaetomiaceae. The record is from RefSeq and is a predicted model, not a curated record. Gene Ontology annotation, molecular function: phospholipid binding; tubulin binding. The transcript is spliced from 2 exons. Bases 178 to 4245 code for a protein of 1355 amino acids. Gene Ontology annotation, cellular component: mitochondrion; cell cortex.